Aspergillus ochraceoroseus IBT 24754 is the source of this 844-nucleotide messenger RNA. RefSeq names its product DUF4149 domain-containing protein. The record is from RefSeq and is a predicted model, not a curated record. The coding region runs from base 224 to 745 and encodes 173 amino acids. NCBI's taxonomy places the organism in Eukaryota, Fungi, Ascomycota, Eurotiomycetes, Eurotiales, Aspergillaceae. The transcript has 4 exons.
UAACUACUAAAAUCGGAGAAAUAAGCGAUAGUUAACUACAUAGUUAACUAUUGGGUUGGCUAGGUAGCCGCUGACAAAUGGUUGUGGAUAACAGUUAGUUAACUAACUACAACUACAACAACUACAACUACAACUACAACUACAACUACAACUACAACUACAGCUCACCGUGGGUAUAUAGUGGUAUCCAAUUACCUCCUUCUCUCCAUUCAAAGCAUUCAAGAUGGUUGAUCCUCGUCCAUUCCAUAUCCUAAGCUACGGAACUUUACUUGGGGUCCAGAUCUAUCAGAGCUUCGUCUCGGGAAUCAUUGCUUUCCGAGUUCUCCCGCGCCCACAGUUCGCAACUCUCCAAGCUAAGACCUUCCCAACCUACUUCGCCCUCCAGACAGCUCUUCCAGUCGUAGUCGCCUUAACUGCCAGCCGUUCCGCCCAGCCGCUUGGGAUCUCGGGACUCCUGGAGCCAGAGAACCGGUUGAAUGUUGUCCUUCCAAUGGCAACAGCCUUUGUAACCGGGCUUGUCAACUUCCUCGUGUUGCGCCCGCUUACUGUCCAGACCAUGCAGGAGAGGAAGCACCAAGAAACCCGGGAUGGCAAGAAGAGCUACGACCCUGCCCCGCACUCCAAGGAGAUGGUCGCCUUGAACAAGAAGUUCGCUCGGCUCCAUGGCUUGUCCAGCUUGGUCAAUCUGGUUUGUAUCGGCGCUACUGUCUUCUAUGGGGUUGUUCUUAGCAAGAAACUGGAGUGAUGUAGCUUUUUCUAUGCUGUUUCAAUGGACCUCCUCCAAUGACUAAACUGUCACCUGUAACUAACUAGUUAGAUCAUAACUUCUUUAUGAUGUCAUCAA